Messenger RNA from Xenia sp. Carnegie-2017, 3304 nucleotides. Its product is annotated as major facilitator superfamily domain-containing protein 4A-like. The record is from RefSeq and is a predicted model, not a curated record. The transcript is spliced from 13 exons. Bases 819 to 2576 code for a protein of 585 amino acids. NCBI's taxonomy places the organism in Eukaryota, Metazoa, Cnidaria, Anthozoa, Malacalcyonacea, Xeniidae.
UUCAAAUGAAAAACUCCAAUUCAAAUUCGACAUUUUAGCAUUUUCCUAUUAAGGUGGUUAAAAUUGGGAUUCUUUCGAACUCGUUCGCUCAUUCAAAGGCUGUGCGGAAAGACCCGUUUGGCAGUGCGAAGAUUGUGUGUUUAAAAUUGCUGCUUGCUGUAAAAUCAACAUCCUACUGGGUCUAAUAUCUGUAUAAUAAAAUUACAAUAUUUAAAGACUAUAUAGGAAAAGUGUUCGCAGUGGAAAGAAAAUACAGCAAUAGAGAAGGGCCCGGAGCUAAUGAAAAUUAUUGUGUUGCUUUUGCCGAAGGAAAAACUCCAUAUUUUUACAGCGUGGGCACGUAGCUAUCGCACACUGCUAAAGAUAAAAAUGACCGAGUCAGACGGAAUUUAAAAGGAGAACUCGAGACAAUUGACGGACACGAAAAGACGAAAAACAAGAGUGCGUUCUUUAUGGUAUUUGAAGAUAGAAAAAGAAAAUAUUUUGAUCAAGUGCACUUCAGACAUCUGAGAUAUUCAUGAAGGUAUUGUAACAAAAAACGGCAAUAUAGUAAACAGGGCGAUUACCUGGGAAUUCUCAUUUUUGGUUUAUAUAAUAUAUAAAAAAUCAAUACAAAUAUUCAAGUUGAGGAAAUCGAGGAAAAAUUAUACGUGCAAAAAAAGAAAAACUUCUUAGCAAAGAAUCGAUGAGAUCUAUGAAUGAAGAACCGCUCAACAAUAAAUUGAAGUGAACGAAACCCGGCACUUAUCGCUAAUAGCAACACACAGACAUAAGUGUUUCAAGUUGAUAGAGUGUUUGCAACUUCAAAUUCCCCAACGAUGGCAAAUAAUCACAACAGAACACUCCGAGAACUUUUCAAGGGCGAACCCAGACCGACGUUGCUUUCAAAACAUCCAAAACAGCAAAGGAGUUGCUUAAAGAUGGUAAUGCAACAUUUUUUAAACGAUUACGAAAAUAAUCUGGAAUUCUUGACUGGUAAAAUUGCAACGUUGUGUUACUGCGGAGCGUUUUUGAGUUUGGGACUGUCCGAAGCCGUGAUUGGACCAACCUUACUAGAGUUGGGGUGUCAAACAAACCGCGGUAUGAACAGGAUGGCGUGGGUCCUUUUCAUUCAAGCGUUUUCUGCUUGGUUUGGCUCACUUUCCGGGGGGAUAUUGGCGGAAAGAUACAACUGCAAUCGAAUUUUGAUGGCAAACGUGUCGGUGAUUGGUAUCUGUCUGUCGUUUAUUCCUCUAUGGCUCAACUACUACGGUCUAUUGGUUACAAUUGGUGUACUCGGAGUCAACAUGGGAAUGAUCGAUACAGUAGCAAAUGUCAAUCUUAUCAAAAUUCAUGGAAGAGAAGUUGCUCCACGACUUCAGGCUCUCCAUUUCUGUUAUGGCAUUGGAGCUUUGCUUAGUCCAAUCAUUGUUCGCCCUUUCUUGCGAGACAAGUGCGAAGUAACGAUUGCCAUGCGCAAUUCGUCAAGAAGUACAAUGAAGAACGGGACAGUGAAUAGUCCAAUGAUCCGCCAAGAUAUCAUUGAUGAACCAAUAAAAGUGCUCUACGGUUAUUGGAUAAUUGCCUCUAUUCAGGUUCCCAUAAUUCUUAGCCUCCUUUAUGUCGUCGUGAAGCAAAACCGCCUGCAGGAUGAAUUUCCUGUCGCAAAUGAAGGUCGAAUGAUUUCCUUGAGUGACGAAGACUCAUUGUCAAACAAAGAUACCACGAAAAAUUUAAGUCAAAUUUUUAAGCCCGUUAGUUUACUUCCGGCAAGUAAGCCCCGAAUUUCAAUUUCCAUACGUGUGAUAGUCGUUACUUUUCUAUCUUCAAGUCUUCUUUUCUUAUGCGAAGGCCUCAAGGGCAGCUACGCUGGAUACCUGUACACAUUUGCAGUCAAAAGCGAAGUACAUCUGACAAGUCAACAAGGUGCUUUAUUAAGCACUCUAUUUUGGGGGCAUUUUGCUGCAGGUCGUUUCAUAUCCAUUCCAGCAGCAGUGUUCAUCAAACCUGAUAAAAUGGUGUGCAUCAGUUUGGCUGGAUGUUUAUUAUCGAUGUCAUUCGUGCUCUACUUACACGAAAAGGCCUUGGCUGUUUACAUUGGAGUUAGCUUAUUUGCUUUAUUUGCGAGCAGCGUGUUUCCCUCAACUUUAGCUCUAGUCGAAACGUACAUAUGGGUUACAGGUCCAGUAACCAGCUUGAUGGUGAUAGGUUCAGCAACGGGUGAGAUGAUCAUUCCAAUGAUUGUCGGGAAGCUGUUUGUGAAAGCUGGACCAAUCUACUUCUUAGUCGUGGGAUUAAUCACAUGCGUUUUGGCUAUUAUAAUAUACAUUGUUCUUCGGUGGUCGUCUACGGUCACCCGUGAUAUUUCAGUGAUGUCACUCAUGCGAAACAUAUUCAAUACUCUGUGUCAGAACAAAAAUUACAAACGGGAACCUAGUGAAAAAAAAUACGAAUACACAAAACUUCUUUCUACGUCGACGGAAAGCUCGAGUGCUUCGACUUCAAUGGAGUCCGCCGAGCACGGAACUGGGGAGAGCACAGGUACAUUAGUGGCAACAUCAAACAGCCUGACAUCUAUAGCGUCUAUCCAAGACUGAGUACAUAGGAUAAUGAGCUUUCAAAGACGACUACCUUCCUAAGGAGGAGUACAAAAGCGUGUACACGAGAAUACAACUACUUCAACUUGAUUGAUGGGAUGCAAAACCCAAAAGACGGAGUUGUGUCCUGUCCAUCGCUGGACACUUUUCGCAGAGUUUUUUUUUGGCCACAAUAUAACAACACAAAUAACGUGCAAAACUUUGCUCUAGAAAAGAUUGUAUUCAUUAAUAAUCUUUAAUGGUUUCCACUCCUUUGCAUUUAUUGCGUAAAGUGGUUAUGAAUUGAAAUUUUACUACGCAGUUUUCUCAUUGUAUUGUAGAACACUUAAAGUUACUGAAUGACUUCAUGAAUAGAUUGUAUUAUUUUAUAUCUUUCUUGCGAAUUUAAAUUAUUAAUUAUGCAAAAACAUCAUUGUGACAUCACAUUGCAUGAUAACAUUUCAAAGACCAUUGAUUUUUCGCAUCGUCGGAACAUUUAGUUCGCAUAUAAAACAUUUAAAUAGAUAAAUGAGUAGAUGAAUAUGUGCAUAGAUGCCGAAGUUAGAUAUUUCACAAGACAUUGUAGAUAAAAAUUACUAUUUUACAAAUCUUAAUUAUGUCUUGUGAUAUCAGCAACGUUUUUGCAUAGUUAAUAAAGUUAAUUAUUCUGGAGAAAGAUGUGAAGCAAAAUAAUUCCACUGAAGAAGUCGCUAAGUCAUUUUAAAUGGUCUUUGCAACGCAAUCAUAAA